Messenger RNA from Bursaphelenchus xylophilus (pine wood nematode), 1381 nucleotides. The record is from the annotation of a GenBank genome assembly. NCBI's taxonomy places the organism in Eukaryota, Metazoa, Nematoda, Chromadorea, Rhabditida, Aphelenchoididae.
AUGGGAGUUAGUGGUCGGCAUAAAGCCGAUGGAUCUCCUAGACACAUAAUUUCUAUUGGUAAGCCGAUCAGUGUUUGUUGCAAAUGGUAAUUGUAGAAUCCCAAAUUCUCGCCAUUUCAUGCGGUUUCAUUGCAUUGAUAGUUGCAUCCGCCAUCUUCGUAGCUAUCAGAAGGCAACGCGGGCGUCGUCUUUCUCGUGAUUGCUCGCCUCUGAUUAGUCAUGCGGCCCUGAAGCCGAAUUACCUGAAAGGGGAACGUUUGCCAGAUCGCAGUGCUUUUCCUAUCCAAAGUCCUGGGUCUGGGUCUUCCUCUUCUCCGCAAUGCACUCCGAUGACUCCGUAUUCCUCGUUUGUCACCCAAAACGUGCUAAUGGCUAACAAGGCCGAGACGGCCGAAGACUACAAUGAUCGUGGUUCCAUCUCACUUAACAUGAACUUUGACCAAACUUCGAACACACUUCAGGUUUGUGUAUUCACGAGCAACAAACGAUUUUUAUAAAUAAUUGCAGUUGUCAAUUCUGGCAUGUCAUAAUCUACCAAAUUUGACUAAUGAGCGUGGACAAUGCGCUCUUAAUCCUUACGUGAAACUACGCGUCCUUCCUGACAAUCACCAUCGAGUAAAGACCCGUGUUCUCAGAGGGACCCAGAACCCCUUCUACGACGAACAGUUUACACUUUACGGUUUAAAUGCGGAGAAAUUGGAGAGUUACACACUUCAUCUGGCCGUGCUGGGCUCGGAUCCAUACAGCCGGGAUACUGUAUUGGGAGAAGCAUUUUAUAAUCUACGAGACGCCAACUUCUCUGAAUCUUCAGAGAAAUUGAAUCUUGAUUUGAAAUUGAGUCCGAGACCAUGCUACAACGAUCUGCAUGCUGAGGUGCUGGUUUCGAUCUCUUACAAUUCCCAUUCAAAUAACUUAAAUGUUGCAAUCAUAAAGAUGAAGGAUCUCCCCGUUUUCAAUGGCAUGGGCCAAAUUGGUAAGUUAGAAUAUUUUUUAUUCUUAACCCCCUCCGCCCCGACUAUUUAUGAUUGCUUAUUACUUCCGCACUUUAGAUGCGUAUGCAAAGAUCUACCUGUUGUUGGAUGGCCAAAGAGUCGCAAAACAGAAGACCCAUGUCAAAAAGAAAAGCAAUGAGCCGGUAUUCAACGAAUCUUUCUCUUUCGAGAUUCCAUCUAUCAAUGGGGAAGCUGGGCAUCGUUUGAGGUCAGCGGAGGAGAUGCUUUCGUCUCUGUCACUCGAGGUGAUGGUCCUUAAUCAUGACGGGGUCACUCGGAAUGAGAUUGUUGGCCAAUGUUUCAUUGGACCCAGGUCCGAGCACUGGAAAGCUAUGAUCGAGGGGAACGGGCAACAAGUCGCGGAUUGGCAUAAGGUCAACCCUAUCUAA